AUGGACAUUGAGGAAGGGGGAGAAGGAGUGCAGGCACCUCGAAAGGAAGGGUACGAGGCGAUUCUGAACGAAGUCAGCUCGGUUCUGCCAAAUGACUUUUUCAACUUUGAUAUGAAUGGCUAUGAGUAUUUGAGAAGCAAAGUGAUAGAUCCCAUUCAAACGGGCAUACCCAUUCUCCCACAGAUUGAGGCAUAUGAGGCUAUCGAGUUUAUCGGUAGAUACAAGUCGGGGAAGAGUAUUAUGAGUUAUUUCGUCAUUGCAUCGGUCGUAUGCUCUACGGAAGUGGGAGGGUUGCAGUCGGAUGUUGCUUUUUUUGAUACAGAUCGAAAACUCAACGUGAAUGUGCUUGCGUUGAUCAUCAGUCAACGUCUCUCGAGUAUCCAGGACCCAAGAAAGAGAUCUCAGCUCUACAACGAAGCUCUCAACCGUGUCAAAGUAUAUCGUCCCAAAGACAUGACUCAUCUCGCUCUUUUCCUUUGUUCCAUUCGAAAUAACCAUUCAUAUUCCCCUCGUCUCCUCGUUCUCGAUUCCCUCAGCGCCUAUCUCUACGAUUUGGGCAACAAUGAACCGCUUCAAUCGACGUUUCGCUCCAUUCUUCAUCAUUUUCGUUGUCUUUUACGCGAGAAGAAGUGUUCUCUCAUUCUGAUAUCCCCAAGUACACAAUGA
Blastocystis hominis is the source of this 666-nucleotide messenger RNA. RefSeq lists its product as hypothetical. NCBI's taxonomy places the organism in Eukaryota, Bigyra, Opalinata, Blastocystidae. Gene Ontology annotation, biological process: DNA strand invasion; double-strand break repair via homologous recombination. Gene Ontology annotation, molecular function: four-way junction DNA binding. Bases 1 to 666 code for a protein of 221 amino acids. The record is from RefSeq and is a predicted model, not a curated record. The transcript is spliced from 3 exons. Gene Ontology annotation, cellular component: replication fork; centrosome; Rad51B-Rad51C-Rad51D-XRCC2 complex.